AGCAGAGGAGCUGCGCUGAGCAGCAGAGCAGCAGCACGACCUGCCCGGGCCGUACCGCUCCCAGCCCGCGGACACACCGCCAGCAGCGAAGCCUCUACCGCGGAGCAGCCACCGCCGCGCCGGCCGCCGCGGGCCGGGCCGGGCAUGAGCGCUGAGGGGCCGCGGCCGCCCCCCGCACCUCCCGGCGCGCCCAGGCCGUGACCCGGGCGGGGGCGCGCGGCCACACUCCAGCCCGGGCCCAUGGGCGCGCUGAGCCGGGCGCGGGGCCGCUGAGCGCGGGCAGGCGCGGCCGGAGGAGCCAUGGACUGCAGCCUCGUGCGGACGCUCGUGCAGAGAUACUGUGCCGGAGAAGAGAAUUGGGUCGACAGUCGGACCAUUUACGUGGGACAUAAGGAGCCCCCACCAGGUGCUGAGGCCUAUAUUCCGCAGAGGUACCCAGACAACAGGAUCGUCUCCUCCAAGUACACAUUUUGGAACUUCAUACCCAAGAAUUUAUUUGAACAAUUCAGAAGAAUCGCCAACUUUUAUUUUCUUAUCAUAUUUCUGGUCCAGUUGAUUAUCGAUACACCCACAAGUCCAGUAACAAGUGGACUUCCACUGUUCUUUGUCAUUACUGUCACAGCUAUCAAACAGGGCUAUGAAGACUGGCUUCGCCAUAAAGCAGAUAACGCCAUGAACCAGUGCCCUGUCCAUUUCAUCCAGCACGGCAAGCUAGUUCGGAAGCAGAGCCGAAAGCUGAGAGUUGGGGACAUCGUCAUGGUCAAGGAGGAUGAGACCUUCCCCUGUGACCUGAUCUUCCUCUCUAGUAGCCGUGGAGAUGGGACCUGCCAUGUGACAACCGCCAGCUUAGAUGGAGAAUCAAGUCACAAAACACAUUACGCAGUUCAAGACACAAAGGGAUUUCAUACCGAAGAAGAUGUAGAUGGCCUGCACGCCACCAUUGAGUGCGAGCAGCCGCAGCCCGACCUCUACAAGUUUGUGGGCCGCAUAAAUGUUUACAAUGAUCAGAAUGACCCCGUGGUGAGGCCAUUAGGAUCGGAAAACUUGCUUCUUAGAGGAGCCACACUAAAGAACACCGAGAAAAUCUUCGGUGUUGCUAUUUACACAGGCAUGGAAACCAAAAUGGCGUUAAAUUAUCAGUCAAAAUCCCAGAAACGAUCUGCUGUGGAAAAGUCAAUGAAUGUAUUCCUCAUUGUGUACCUCUGCAUUCUGAUCAGUAAAGCACUGAUAAAUACUGUCCUGAAAUACGUGUGGCAGAGUGAACCAUUCCGAGAUGAGCCGUGGUAUAAUCAGAAAACUGAAGCAGAAAGACAGCGGAACCUGUUUCUCAGGGCGUUCACGGACUUCCUGGCCUUCAUGGUUCUGUUCAACUACAUCAUCCCCGUGUCCAUGUACGUCACAGUGGAGAUGCAGAAGUUCCUUGGCUCCUAUUUCAUCACUUGGGAUGAAGAAAUGUUUGAUGAAGAGAUGGGGGAAGGGCCUCUGGUCAACACCUCAGAUUUAAAUGAAGAGUUGGGACAGGUGGAGUACAUCUUCACGGACAAGACCGGCACCCUCACGGAGAACAACAUGGAGUUCAAGGAGUGCUGCAUCGAGGGCCAUGUCUACGUGCCGCACGCCAUCUGCAACGGGCAGGUCCUCCCCAGCGCUUCCGGCAUCGACAUGAUCGACUCUUCCCCAGGCGUCAGUGGGAGGGAACGAGAAGAGCUGUUUUUCCGGGCCCUCUGUUUGUGCCACACCAUCCAAGUGAAAGAUGACGACGACGUGGACGGGCCCAGGAAGUCACCAGACUCGGGGAAAUCCUGUGUGUACAUAUCGUCCUCGCCCGAUGAGGUGGCCUUAGUCGAGGGUAUCCAGAGACUUGGUUUUACAUACCUAAGGCUAAAGGAUAAUUACAUGGAGAUAUUAAACAGGGACAAUGACAUUGAAAGGUUUGAAUUGCUGGAAAUUUUGAGUUUUGACUCAGUACGAAGGAGAAUGAGUGUAAUUGUGAGAUCUGCUACAGGAGAAAUUUAUCUGUUUUGCAAAGGAGCAGAUUCUUCAAUAUUUCCCCGAGUGAUAGAAGGCAAAGUGGACCAGAUCCGGUCCAGAGUGGAACGCAACGCAGUGGAGGGGCUUCGGACUUUGUGUGUUGCCUACAAAAAGCUCAUCCCCGAAGAAUAUGAAGGCAUUUGUAAAUUGCUGCAGGCUGCCAAGGUGGCACUUCAAGAUCGAGAAAAGAAGUUAGCAGAAGCCUAUGAGCAGAUAGAGAAAGAUCUCGUCCUGCUUGGUGCUACCGCCGUCGAGGAUCGGCUGCAGGAGAAGGCGGCUGACACCAUAGAAGCUCUGCAGAAGGCGGGCAUCAAGGUCUGGGUUCUCACCGGAGACAAGAUGGAGACGGCGGCCGCCACCUGCUACGCCUGCAAGCUUUUCAGGAGAAACACACAGCUGCUUGAGCUAACCACGAAGAAAAUUGAGGAGCAGAGUUUACACGAUGUCCUGUUUGAGCUGAGUAAAACUGUCCUACGCUACAGCGGCAGCUUAACCAGGGACAACCUCUCAGGACUUUCAACAGAUAUGCAUGAUUAUGGCUUAAUUAUUGACGGAGCGGCGCUCUCGUUAAUAAUGAAGCCCCGAGAAGACGGGAGCUCCAGCAACUACAGAGAACUGUUCCUCGAGAUCUGCCGGAACUGCAGCGCCGUGCUGUGCUGCCGGAUGGCCCCGCUGCAGAAGGCCCAGAUUGUUAAACUAAUCAAAUUUUCAAAAGAGCACCCUAUUACAUUAGCAAUUGGUGAUGGCGCAAAUGACGUCAGCAUGAUUCUGGAGGCCCACGUGGGCAUAGGCGUCAUCGGAAGGGAAGGGCGUCAGGCUGCAAGGAACAGUGACUAUGCAAUACCGAAAUUUAAGCAUUUAAAGAAGAUGCUACUCGUUCAUGGGCAUUUUUAUUACAUUAGGAUAUCUGAGCUUGUGCAAUACUUCUUUUAUAAGAAUGUCUGCUUCAUUUUCCCUCAGUUUUUAUACCAGUUCUUCUGUGGGUUUUCACAACAGACUCUGUACGACACGGCCUACCUGACACUGUACAACAUCAGUUUCACUUCCCUCCCGAUUCUCCUGUACAGCCUGAUGGAGCAGCACGUGAGCAUAGACACGCUCAAGAGGGACCCUUCUCUCUACAGAGAUAUCGCCAAGAAUGCUCUACUCCGCUGGCGAGUGUUCAUUUACUGGACAUUCUUAGGAGUAUUCGAUGCUCUAGUAUUUUUCUUUGGUGCUUACUUCAUGUUUGAAAAUACAACAGUGACCAGCAAUGGACAGAUAUUUGGAAACUGGACCUUCGGGACACUGGUGUUCACUGUGAUGGUGUUUACAGUUACACUAAAGCUGGCAUUAGAUACACACUACUGGACUUGGAUAAACCACUUCGUUAUCUGGGGGUCGCUGCUAUUCUACAUCGUCUUUUCCCUCCUCUGGGGAGGAAUUAUCUGGCCGUUCCUCAGUUAUCAAAGGAUGUACUAUGUGUUCAUACAGAUGCUAUCCAGUGGCCCUGCCUGGCUAGCCAUCAUUCUGCUCAUCACUGUCAGCCUCCUUCCCGAUGUUCUCAAGAAAGUCUUGUGCAGGCAGCUGUGGCCCAGCGCCACAGAGAGAGUGCAGAGCACGCGCACACAGAGUCAGGACCGCCUCUCGGAAGUCAGCCGUUUCGUCUCCCUGCACAGCCCCAGCCCCUCGGCCACGCAGCCGGGCUCCUGCCCCAGACAGGUGAUGCUGACGCGCCCCGAGAGCAAGGAGAGCCCCGUCCCCCCUCCCACGGUCGGCGUCCCAAACAGCCGUCGCCGUCCCAGCUCGCGGCCCUGCCCCCUCGGGCCCUUCGGGGAGACAGGUGGCGAACAAAUCACCAGUUCAAGCCUUUAAGAGCCGCACCUCAAGUGUGUGCUGUGCGCGCAAGUGCUUUUCCUCUGCCCUCAAGGAAGAGGAAGGGGCGCACGGGCAGGCGGUCUGCACCGUCCUUUCUCCAGGCCUGGCGGCCCGUGCGUGCAGCCAGGCUGCUCCGGGGGGGCCGUGCACAGGACCUGGUACAUCCGCCCCGGGUCGGGGUCUCUGUGUCUGUGCCCUCCGUCGUCCCCACCACGUGUGUGUGUCACCCGAGGAGGACAUCUGCCUGCAGAUGGGCUGUCCGGCUUCGAGCCGGAGGCAGUCACACCCACCAACCGUCCUGCAAGCACAGACGUGACUCGCCCUGGCCGUGGGACCCACGGGUCUGGCCUCUGCCCUGCCUUCUCCACAGCCCUCUGAUACUUCCAGCACCGACACUCGAAUAAUCAUGCGUCCUUUUCCCGUUCUCGUCGCAGACUGUGCUGUUUGUUGCUUUUGUCCAGAGCCCUCCACCUCCCGAUGCUGAUGUUUAGGGUCGUGUCUGACUCCAGGUUUGUUUCCCUAGGGGCGAUUUAUCCCUGUAUGUUUGGGAGUGUCUUUGAAUGUUUCCAUGUCUCCUCUUUUCUCAACUCCUAGCUGCCUCCGUGGAGAAUAAAAAAGGAAUAUCGUGUGGAAGGAAUAGGUAAUCUGGCCAUUUAAGCUCUCCCAGUACAAGUUUCAAUGUAUCUGUUUUCACUCUCCCAAGAGUAAAGCUUGUCAGUUUCCUGUUGUCGGGAAGCAUUCGUCCCUCGGAUAUCAGGGAAGGGUGGUGGUCUGGGGUGCCCUGGACAGAUACGGCUGUGGUAGCCCACCCGCUCUCAGUGUCUUCACGGAGAAGUGGUCUCUGGGGGCGGCGUUCACCUUCCAGGAUCUCUUUCGGGCCGUCACGGGUCUGCCAGCGAGAUGGCCUGUAAGUUCUAAAAAGCAAUAUUGCCACCCUGGACUGUCGCCCCCCUGGUGACUCUGACCAGGCCCUGCUCUGCGUGUUCUUCCGGUCCAUCUCUGCUUCGUCUUGGCGUGCGGUCCAGCAGGCGAGCCGUCGGAGGCUGCUCUGUUGCAGAGUUCCUGUCACUGUUCUGUACUGGUGUUUCUACUUCUAGAAAUAACCUAGUCGACAUAGCCUUAAUGGUCCUUAAAGAAGACAUUUCAGUUUGAGAUUCGAACUUCAGACCUCGAAUCGGUUGCCUUUUAGAGAAGCGUCACUGGAAGCUAAACCCACAGCAGGCACCUCGUCCGCUGCCAGGUUCCGUGCAGUGGAGCCCGGGGCUGUCGGUGACCGGACACCCAAUUUGUUUCAGAGAUGCUCGAUUUAGGUAUUUUUGAAAGUGCAGAUUUCACAAGUUGAUUGUAUAGUAUUUCACCUAAAAUAUUUAUUUGACAUAGGGGUAAAUUAACAGUAAGAACAGCGUACAUAAAGUAGUUGGGAUAAACUGAGGUGAGUGUAGACACCAUACCAAAGACGAGGCGAUGAACAUUUGGUUUAGAGAGAGACAGAGUGAGGAGGGCGUCGCGUCCGUCCCCAGGGGCCGCCUCACCGCACACUCCGGGCCCCGUCCCGUCCUCCCGUCAUGUCCCCGUGUCCUCUGUGUGGUGGCCGCCCUUGGCCAUUCUGGUCCACACUAGCCCCCGCAAACAAUGGUGUGUGCAUUUUUACAGCCGUUUUUAAGAACCUAAUGUGGGUAUAAAUGUAAUACCUGUGGGGGGACAGAUUCUCUGUAUGUUUAGUUAACAAAUUCUUUGUAACGUAUUUUUUUAGAAAUCCUAAAAUUGCCUUUGCACUGAAGUAUUUUCAUAGCCGUUUAUAUCUCUUAUUCAUUUAUUUGUUAACGUAUCAUAUCUAAUUUUUAAGGUAUGUUUUUAAAGCUUUUAUUUUUUAAGUUGAUGUAAUUUUGGCCACUUUAAAUUCUGGCGAGCGUCUUCACUGAGUGUCUCAAUAUCUGAUGAAUGUGAAUUUUCAGGUUUGAUUUAAUUCUCUACACCUGUUUGUUUUCUGCUGUUUCUGGUGGCAGUGGUCAGUUGAAAGGCGUAUUUAGAGCAUAUUUUGCAGUGCUUAUUCUUCACAGUUCAUCGCAGUUUCGUCUGCAUUUUGUUUUGCUCUUAAUUUCUAUCCUCCAGCCUUAAAACAGAAGCUUCUUACUUGACGGUUCCGUAUCUUCUUUCCGCCCAUAUCGAGAUAGUUGCCAUUUACCUCGGACAAUCCAGGUCUCCUCACAGAAGUCACUAAAUCUUUACACACUCCAAAAUGUUUUUGGAAAGUCGUUUGGGAAAUGAAGGGACUGAGCCUGAUAAUUUGAAAUAGAUAAGGGGCAUGAGACAAAAAAUAAAGGGAGGAAGAGAAGAACCCCACUGAAAUGACAUUUCAGAUAUGUCUCUGAUAUUCAGAUAUUAAUGUGAUAUUUUCACCUCAUUAGUAACUAGUAUUUACUUGCCUUUAACUUUAAAGCAAGUAAAGCCAACUUAUUUAAGCAUUUUUCUUAGUUUGAAAAUCUUAUUCACGACUGCAUAUGUUAAUAGAUUAUUAACUCCUGGUUUCCCAUGUUGGUCAGAAUACGUGCUUCCGAACCCGCACUCCCCACCACAGCAAGUCCUCCGUGCAUGAGUGGUCCAUCCGACCACGGCGCACUCUCUCGCUUUCAGCUCCAGGUCCGCUCGUGGCCACAUCUGUGCAUAUGUGCCAGUUCUCAUGCACACACACAGCUGCACACACAUACACACUCCCUGGGCCCAAGCAUCCCUGUCUCCUUCCUAAGGGGGUCCUGCGAGGAGCCUCCAGAAGGUGAGGCUCUUCGGGCCUCCGUGCCGAAUGCCCAGGCAGGACACGGGAAGCAGCCCUCGGGCUUGAAGAGGAGCUGCUGGGUGACCCAAGCAGCAGUGCCCUGGCCCAAGCUCCUCCUCUUCAGGAAGUCCAGCUCCCACCUCUAACUGACACCUCCCCAGAGCUCCAUCCUUAGGACAAGUGGCAGAAAGUGGCAUCUGGACCCUUCCAGCUGCAGCAUCUUCACAUGUGUCCAGGAGCACGGGCAGGCCCUCUGCCUCAGGGCGGCUGGGAAAAAGGGUUCCUUCUCUUGGCAGUUCCUAUUAGAAUCCAGUCAACCCGCCCCCAUGAAUUUGACCCAAUAGGGUGAAUGCAGACCAGAUAACACCUGGUGCUGGUGCAGCCUGGGCCGGAGGAGGCUGGGGGUGACCUGCUUCUGCAGUAACAGGCUUAGAGAAUUGUAGUUUGGCCUGGUGUGGUUUUGCAACUACUAACUACAAAAACGGCUCACCCAUGCUGUUACAGCUAUUCUUAACUUGCUGGGCAUCAACCAAAUGUUCAGUGCAACCUAAAGGAAGUUUUCUGGCCUUUUUCUUUAAAACCACUAAUUUUACCUGUUUUGCACUGACUAAUAAUAACCUAAAGCAACCACUACUACAUCAUCUUUAAAUUAAUAUUACUUAUUUGACAACUCAAUAUGACAGUUUGGUAUGCAGUUUCUUGUGUUCUACAUUUCUUUUGGAGAUUUCCCAUCACUUUAAAAAUAGGAGAAAUUUCUGUUUGCACAUGCAUUUUCUUUAAAGCUAGAAGGUAGGUAAAUGAGAAAGAGAAUCAUUCUCAUAUUAUCUAUAAACAAAGGUUUAAUGAAGAUAUGUUGGAAGUAUUAUUAAAGCGUGAUUCUACUUUUGCAGAAAAAAAUCUAAAGAUCAGUUUAUAUAGCUUUAUUUUUUACCUUAUAUCAAAACAUACAGAAUUUUAAUAUGCAUAUAUUGUCUCUGAAUUAAAAUUAUGUGUGUCUGAAUUGCUGUUUAAAAUGUCCAUUGAAUAUGUAAUGUAAUACAAGAAAAUCUUUAAAAAUAUAUUAAACAGGAAUGGAAUCUAUAGUUGUCCUCAUCACAAAUACUAGAAUUUAUUUUUAAAUUAUUGAAUAUAGUAGGUGCAUUUAAAAUAAUAAAUCAGCCUCCAAACAGUCAUGUUUAAUUGAUAAUAAUUCAGUAACCUGCUUUGAAAAAUUGAAUUGUAAAUUAAACCAAAUCUUACAUUUCUGUAAAGUUUAUUUUAUAUGGUGUUUUUAACUUUUAUUUCUGUUGAUAAAGUAUGAGUUAAUUAUAUCGGACUUCUCUGCAGAUAAUCUAAACAAAAGACUUGAAUCUGCUUGCAAUAAAGAAGAGAAAAUGCCUGAUUUAGUUUCUUUAUAAAUAAACACCAUCUGAGAA
This is a messenger RNA of Artibeus jamaicensis (Jamaican fruit-eating bat), 8076 nucleotides long. It is a transcript of the gene ATP11A, whose product is annotated as ATPase phospholipid transporting 11A. The coding region runs from base 301 to 3885 and encodes 1194 amino acids. Lineage: Eukaryota; Metazoa; Chordata; Mammalia; Chiroptera; Phyllostomidae. Gene Ontology annotation, molecular function: magnesium ion binding; ATP binding; ATPase-coupled intramembrane lipid carrier activity. The transcript has 29 exons. The record is from RefSeq and is a predicted model, not a curated record. Gene Ontology annotation, cellular component: recycling endosome; trans-Golgi network; plasma membrane. Gene Ontology annotation, biological process: phospholipid translocation.